Messenger RNA from Mesocricetus auratus (golden hamster), 2657 nucleotides. Its product is annotated as guanylate-binding protein 6. Gene Ontology annotation, biological process: defense response to Gram-positive bacterium; defense response to protozoan. The coding region runs from base 137 to 2005 and encodes 622 amino acids. Gene Ontology annotation, molecular function: GTPase activity; GTP binding. The record is from RefSeq and is a predicted model, not a curated record. The transcript is spliced from 10 exons. Lineage: Eukaryota; Metazoa; Chordata; Mammalia; Rodentia; Cricetidae.
GGCAGAUGUAAAGUUACAUGCUGACGGUGUAGCCGCGUCUCCCCAGUCUUACGUUGCUGGGUGCUUGGGUCACGCUGAGACAGAGUAACUGUGGUUUCAUUUGUGUUGGGAGAUUCCCCUAGCUUGGCAAGUUGCUAUGGCCAGUGGACCGCAAAUGAUGGCCCCUGUUUGUCUGGUGGAAAACGACAAGGAGCAUCUGUCUGUGAACCAGAAAGCCGUAGAGAUUCUAGACGAGAUUUCUCAGCCAGUGGUAGUCGUGGCCAUCGUGGGAUUGUACCGCACAGGGAAGUCCUACCUGAUGAACCGUCUGGCGGGACAGAAUCACGGCUUCCCUCUGGGCUCCACCGUGCAGUCUGAAACCAAGGGCAUCUGGAUGUGCUGUGUGCCCCACCCCACCAAGCCAAAGCACACGCUGGUCCUCCUGGACACCGAGGGCCUGGGGGACGUGGAGAAGGGUGACCCUAAGAAUGACUCGUGGAUCUUCGCCCUGGCCGUGCUUCUGAGCAGCACCUUGGUCUACAACAGCAUGAGCACCAUCAACCACCAGGCCCUGGAGCAGCUGCAUUAUGUCACAGAACUCACUGAGCUGAUCAGGGCAAAGUCUUCCCCAAGUCCUGAUGGGAUAAAGAAUUCCACAGAGUUCGUGAGUUUCUUUCCAGACUUCGUCUGGACUGUUCGGGAUUUCAUGCUGGAGCUGAAGUUGGAUGGAGACAGCAUCACGGAGGAUCAGUACCUGGAGAAUGCCCUGAAGCUGAUCCCAGGCAACAAUCCCAGAAUCCAAGCAUCCAACUUGCCCAGGGAGUGCAUCAGACAUUUCUUUCCUAAACGGAAGUGCUUUGUGUUUGACCGGCCAACGAGUGACAAGAAACUCUUGCAAAAAAUUGAGACUGUCUCAGAAGACCAACUAGAUCCCAAGUUCCAGGAACAAACAAGGGCUUUUGUUUCUUACAUCUUCACUGAUGCAAAGAUCAAGACCCUCAGAGAGGGGAUUAAGGUCACUGGGAAUCGACUGGGGACUCUGGUGACCACCUACGUGGAGGCCAUCAACAGUGGAGCCGUGCCUUGUCUGGAAGACGCUGUGACAACUCUGGCCCAGCGUGAGAACUCAGCAGCUGUGCAGAAGGCCGCUGACCACUACGGUGAGCAGAUGGCCCGGCGACUGAGGCUCCCCACAGACACGCUCCAGGAGCUGCUGGGUGAGCACACAGCCUGUGAGAAGGAGGCCAUUGCUGUCUUCAUGGAGCACUCCUUCAAGGACGAAGACCAGCAAUUCCAGAGGAAGCUGCUGGAGCUCAUAGUGCUCAAGAGGGCAGACCUCCUGCUGAAGAAUGAAGAGGCCUCAGAGAGAUACUGCCGGGGAGAACUGAGUGGUCUCACGAAAGCACUCGUGGAAAGUGUUUCGGCUGGGGCAUUCUCCGUUGCUGGAGGACACCGGCUCUACAUGGACACCAGGGAGCAGAUUGAGAGGGACUAUUGGCGGGUGCCCAGGAAAGGGGUGAAGGCAAGGGAAGUCUUCCAGAGUUUUCUGCAGUCACAGGCCACCAUCGAGAGUUCCAUCCUGCAGGCAGACACAGCCCUCACCGCUGGGGAGAAGGCCAUUGCAGAGGAGCGGGCCCAGAAGGAGGCGGCUGAGAAGGAGCAGGAGCUGCUGAGACAGAAGCAGAAGGAGCAGCAGCAGCUGAUGGAGGCUCAGGAGAGAAGUCACAAGGAAAACCUGGAGCAGCUGCGAACGAAGCUGGAGCAGGAGAGAGAGCAGCUCAUGAGAGACCAGAAAACGAUGCUGCAGAAGCAGCUGCAGGCCCAAAAGGCAUUGCUUGCUGAAGGAUAUAAGAAGAAAUCUGAGGAGAUGAAUGCAGAAAUAAAUAAUCUGAAAAAUAAGAUCGAGACUAUAAAAAAAGAGAACACCUCAUUUCUGGAGCAAACCCUGAAUGCCUUUGCCACAGUUCUCUGCGCUCCUAUCGUUCUGGCUGUGGAGGUCGUAAAAGGCAUUGCCACGUUGUUUUAAGACUCACUGCUCUUAGGAAACGAGACCGUGAAUACAUGCUCUGUCCAUUUUUAAGAUGCCCAGAGACUGUGAAUCUGUGUCCUGUUUUUUAAGGUGCACGCUCAUUUUCACUCAGCAAAGUUUUAAACAUGAAAAAGUGCUUGCUCAGUCUGCAACAUCAGUGCCUGGCCCACGUUCUUCUGAAAAAAUUCACGUAUGUCUUGAUAGGUGAUGUUUGCAAUAUCAUGCGGGAGAGAUCCUCUGAGUUAUCACUUGUUGCUGUGAAAAAUGGAAGAUGACAGUAUGAACUUUGAUUUGUGCUUAAUUUGUGCAAUAAACUUUUAAUAUUGGCAGUGUAAUCUUUAACAUGCGCCCACUGCCUUGUCAGGGAGCACAGUCUCGGUGGGGAUUCUUGUGUUCUAACAUCAAGUUGAACCCAGAGAUACACUUUAUCAAGUGAAAAAUGUCAAAACCCCAUGCAACGAUUCCAUGUGAACACACAAACGCAAGAUGGAAUGGAUUCUGAAAGAUCCACCAGAAUCUGGGCUCUGGCUUCAUCUGGAGAGACCAAGAUGCAAUAGGGGGUUGCAGUGACCAAUGUAUUCAUUAAGCACUCAAUUCGAUCGUUUAUAUUUCAUGAACAACACUUGAAAUAAAUACUAUUACAGCUUGA